AUGUUAGCAGACGUUGAUCCUGCCAUUCAAAAAUGGGCCAAGUACGUGCUUGUACUUCUCAUAUGCCAAGUUCCAAGACCCUUUUCUUGGUCGUCAUUUUUGACAUUGAAUCCUGCCAUACGGCGUAUCUUGAGAAAAUACGCAGACGGUGACUUCAUUGCGAAAUGGUGUAACCCAGCAGCAACAAUUUCUUCUCUAAGCAAUGCUAUCACUUGUGCAUUCUUGUAUCGGGCAAGUGUAAACAAUGCUCGGAUAGCUAAGGAUUACAUGCUGAUCUAUCUACUUCUGACAUAUGUUGAAAGAAACUCACCAUCGACGGAAAUUUAUGUUUCCAGGUUCUCAAAGUACAGAAAGUUGAGCCACUACGAUAGUCCAACCCUCAAGAAGUUGUACGAGAACAAAGAGCUUAUUAUCUUUCCCGCCUUGUUCGGUCAAUUGCUUUCAAACUACCUCACGCCUACUCGUCUUGGGCUCAAUAGAAAGUACCAGUCGCAACUUAUCAGAUCCAGAAUAUUGGACCCUAUCUGGAGUAACUUUUCAUUGGGUGUACGUUUCCACUACGUCAACUGGGGCGGGCUAUUGCACAGGUAUUUGAUGCACAAUGCUAUUCUUGCUGCUUUCUUCCUCCUCACCACAUUCAAGACCAAGUUUCUUGAUCUCUACUACAAAGUCAAGUAUGACAUGUCUGAGGAGCUGGUUUCUCACAUCACCAAACAGUAUCUCCUUCAUGCAGCGCACAUGGCCAAUUCCUGGACCAACUUUAUGUAUUUUCCCAAUCUUAUCUCAAUGUUGCUAAUUUCCUUAUCGGCACCAUUGAUGAAACCGUCUAAACUGAAGUUGCUGCUCAAGACUUACAUGAAAUCCAUAGGGUUCACUGCAGCGUUUGUGACGCUUAUAGCUAAUUCGAUGGACUUUAUACCCGACUGGGGUAUCACAAAAGGUGGAGAGAACAUACGUCAUUUAUCCAAACAAAGCAUUGACAAAGUCAACGACUACAUCUUCCAAAUACUCAUACUUUCCAAAUGGCGGAUUUUGAAGGAGAAUCAUCGUCUAUUUAGAGGUGUCAAUUGGUCACGAAUUGAAGCCGCCGUAAUGAGUGUUGGCGUAUAUAAGCUCAUGAGUUUGAAUGAGUGCACCAGUGAUGACGAUGUCAAAAGUGACCCAUUGGUAAAUGCUGUGGGGCACAUUAUGAAUUGA
This is a messenger RNA of Meyerozyma guilliermondii ATCC 6260, 1197 nucleotides long. RefSeq lists its product as uncharacterized. The record is from RefSeq and is a predicted model, not a curated record. Lineage: Eukaryota; Fungi; Ascomycota; Pichiomycetes; Serinales; Debaryomycetaceae. The coding region runs from base 1 to 1197 and encodes 398 amino acids. The transcript has a single exon.